Molecule: messenger RNA, 456 nt
Organism: Spirometra erinaceieuropaei
Lineage: Eukaryota; Metazoa; Platyhelminthes; Cestoda; Diphyllobothriidea; Diphyllobothriidae
Source: the annotation of a GenBank genome assembly
AUGCUGCAACUGGGCAUAAUUCGGCCGUUCGAGAGUCCAUGGGCGUCCACUCUGCAUAUGGUGCUCAAGGCAACAUCAGACGACUGGCGGCCCUGUGGUGACUAUCGCGCCCUCAACAAUGCGACCAUCCCGGAUCGUUAUCCCGUCCCUCAUCUUCAAGAUUUUGCUGAAGCUCUUUUCGGUAAAUCGGUUUUCUCGAAGAUUGACCUUGUUCGGGCCUUCCAUCAGAUUCCUGUCGCUCCUGAGGAUGUUCCCAAAACUGCCGUCACCACACCAUUCGGCCUGUUCGAAUUUAUUCGCAUGCCGUUUGGUCUUCGCAAUGCUGCCCAAACAUUUCAGAGGUCCAUUGUUCGAGUCCUACGUGGUUUCCCGUUUGUGUACGCCUACAUCGAUGACCUCUUGGUGGCCAGUCGAAAUGCCGAGGGACACAAAGAGCACCUUGCCUUAAUUGUUUGA